Molecule: messenger RNA, 1514 nt
Organism: Wallemia mellicola CBS 633.66
Lineage: Eukaryota; Fungi; Basidiomycota; Wallemiomycetes; Wallemiales; Wallemiaceae
Product: general substrate transporter
Exons: 7
Coding region: 39-1451 (470 amino acids)
Biological process (GO): transmembrane transport
Cellular component (GO): membrane
Molecular function (GO): myo-inositol:proton symporter activity
Source: RefSeq, a predicted model, not a curated record
AAACUGGUAUUAUUGGAAGUAUUACUGUUGCAGUAGGAAUGGAUCUGGGAGUAGACAUCAACGAAAGCGAAAACAGUGACAAGAAGGAGGUUAUCACCGCGAUGACGGUUGCUGGUGCUUUCAUUUGUUCGAUAUUUGCUGGUGCUUUAAGUGAUAAGAUUGGACGUAAAUGGGUCCUCGUCAUUAGUGACAUCUGCUACUGUAUUGGUACUGUUAUCUUUGGUGCAUCAUACUCAGUAGCUCAAGCUGCCGUUGGUAGAUUGGUUCUAGGUUUUGGAGUUGGUAUGUCUUCCUGUAUUGGUCCUAUGUAUAUCUCUGAGAUCAGUCCACCACAACUGAGAGGUACCCUCGUAACUAUCAACUCACUUGCAAUCACGUUCGGACAAGUUGUUUCGUAUGGUCUUGGAGCUGCAUUGUUGCAUGCACCAGAAGGAUGGAGAAUUAUGCUGGUUUUAGGUGCCGUUCCUGCCAUAUAUCAAGCUAUUGCAAUUCACCUGUUACCUGAAUCUCCUCGUUACCUUCUUACAAAGGACAAGACUGAAGAAGCUUAUAAUGCUAUCGCAAGAAUGUAUCCACGUGCUACUCAAGAGGAACUCGCACUGAAGUUUGAUAUUCUUACUGCUAACGUUGAUGAAAGUGUACAGUUGGCAAGACAACACACUACUUGGCAACUUCUCAAGUCAUUGUUCACUAUACCAAAGAAUCUUAGAGCUCUUUCACUUGCUAUGACUCUUCAGGCCACUCAACAGCUCUGUGGUUUCAACGGUUUGAUGUACUUUGCCCCAACUCUUUUCCAAAUGUUAGGCUUCCAAAACCCACCAACCGGUGGUCUAGUUGUUGCAGCUGCCAACAUGGUAUUUACUGGUUUGGGUAUGCUUCUUGUUGAUAGAGUUGGUCGUCGUCCAUUAGUAGUAUUCCUUAGUUCUCCAGGUGUGAUCCUUGGUUGCGUCUGGAGCAUAGUAUCACUCUAUUUCCUCACCAAAGAAACUGGCUUACAAUUUGAUGAUAACUACCAGUAUGAUCAGGGCAAACAAGUAGCUGUCAUUAUUGGUUUCGUCUUCUACGUUGCAAUGUAUGGUGUUGGAUUAGGACAUGUACCUUGGACAAUGUCAGACCUGUUUUCUCUUGAAGUACGUGGUAUUGGAACUGGAAUUGGAACAUCUACUAACUGGGCAACAAAUCUAAUUAUUAGUGAAUCUUACCUCUCCAUGCAAAAAGGAAUGACACCAUCUGGUACUUUUGGUUUGUUCGCUGGAUUUACCUUCUGCGGAUGGGCGUACCUAGGAUUUUGUUAUCCAGAAACAACAGGUUUACAUCUUGAGGAAAUUCAAGACAUGCUCAGAGAUGGUUUCAAUGUUAGAAAGUCUAUAGCGCUUAGAAAUUCCAAGAAAAGGGCUAUGAAAGCGAUUAAAAACACUGAUAUCAACCAGAUAGACCCAGAAUCAAAAUAAUAAAGAUGUAGUAUAGAACCAAUUGUAUUUAUAUCCUUCUAAUAAUAUUUCAUGACUCGUUUA